Molecule: messenger RNA, 1101 nt
Organism: Acanthosepion pharaonis
Lineage: Eukaryota; Metazoa; Mollusca; Cephalopoda; Sepiida; Sepiidae
Source: the annotation of a GenBank genome assembly
AUGAAUUUAUUUUCAUUCUUAAUCUCUUCAAUUUCUGUUUUCCAUCCUUUACCUUUUAUCACUUUCCAUUGUUUUCGUUCCCCCUCUCCUCCCCUUUAUUCUCUCUCAGUCUCUCUCUUUCUCGUACUUUCUCUUUCUCCCCCUCUCCUCCCCUUUAUUCUCUCUCAGUCUCUCUCUUUCUCGUACUUUCUUUCUCUCCCCCUCUCCUCCCCUUUAUUCUCUCUCAGUCUCUCUCUUUCUCGUACUUUCUUUCUCUCGCCCUCUCCUCCCCUUUAUUCUCUCUCAGUCUUUCUCGUACUUUCUUUUUCUCCCCCUCUCCUCCCCUUUAUUCUCUCUCAGUCUCUAUCUUUCUCGUACUUUCUUUUUCUCCCCCUCUCCUCCCCUUUAUUUUCUCUCACUCUCUCUCUCUUUCUCGUACUUUCUUUCUCUCGCCCUCUCUCCUCAAUUUCUUUUCAUUCUAGCGCAAUUAUCAUUUUCAUUUCCUUCUUUAUUUCGCCCCUACGAUUUUUUUUCUUUUCAUUCUUCCUUUCUUCGUUUUUUUCUUUUCACUCGUGUAUACCUUCUUUUUUUCCCUCUUCAAUCUCUUUGUUUCUUUUUUUCACACUUGUUUUCCCUCUUUUUCUCUCUCUUCAAUUUCUUUUCGUCCUUUUCUCAAUCCAGUCAAUUUAUUCUUUUCAUUCUUCCAGUCUUAUCAAUAUCUUUUCAUUCCUUUUAUUCUCUUCAAUUUCUUGUUCUCAUUCUUCCACUCGCAUUAGUCUAUUUUCUUUUGGUCUCUCUCUCUCUCUCUCUCUCUCUCCCUCUCUCUCUCUCUCUAUAUCUCUCUCUCUCUCCCUCUCUAAUUGUUCUCUUCUUCCUUUUCACUCGUCUUCUCUUGAUCCUGCAUCAACAUGCUCCACGGGUGGAGCAGUCUUUCUUUCUUGCUCAUUAAAUUUCUCUUUUCCCUUCUCAUUCUCUUCAAUUUUUUUCUUUUCAUCCUUUACGUCUUUUUCGUUUUUGUUUCUUUUCCUCCUUUUCUUCUUUUCAAAUUUCAUUAAAUUCUCUUUCUUAUUUCAAAUUCUUUUUUCUUCUUUUUCUUUCCUUCUCUUCAGUUUUUUUUUUUAA